This is a messenger RNA of Scutellospora calospora, 638 nucleotides long. Lineage: Eukaryota; Fungi; Glomeromycota; Glomeromycetes; Diversisporales; Gigasporaceae. The record is from the annotation of a GenBank genome assembly.
CACAAACAACUUCAAAAGAUGUCAUUAUACAUCACGCGACAAUAUACGGAAAGAAUAGCCCUAGAAAAUUAACAACAUAUGAACAAGCAAUUAAUCGUGCAGCUAUUGAGUUGGCACUUAUUGAUCCGGCUUUAGUUGCUAACAAAGGUACCUUAUUCGAAAAAGCAAAAGCUAAGCUUUUGUUAGAAGGGUAUACAUAUAAACGAGGUCAAUCUCGAUCUAAAUUGAAUCCAAAUGCGCCAAAACCUGGGGUGAAAACGUCUCGCGCAACUCUUAUACAAAAACGAAAUGCACACGCAGCUCAGAAUAGUGAAAGUCGUAAUGCACGUAUUUCAGAGCUUGAACGUAAAUUACAAAUUAAAGAAACACAAUAUACUGUUACUCAAGAACUUAAGAGAUUAAAAACGGGUGAUCCGGAUGGAUUAGAAAAAGUAGAAUUAACUUUGGAGGAAGUUGAAAAAGAACGAGCUGAAAUUGCCAGAGAAUUAUCUAUUUUAAAAAGUAAAGAACGUAAACAUAGAUGGUAUGAGCAAAGAAAGAAGGAAAGGAUGGAUUCAGGAUUUGAUGAGGGUGAUGUAGAAUCUUUAAAUAAUAACGGAAAUAAUGAAGUUUUAAAUCACGAAAGUACUAAUACUUAG